CCUUCGUCCCCUCUGCAGCGUUUGCUGGUGCUCAGGAUCGGGCUCGUAGGCGCGGCGCCAUGUCCCUGCCCGAGUGGCACAUCGCGGUGAAGCUGGCGGACCAGCCCUUGGCCCCCAAGUCCAUCCUGCGGCUCCCGGAGGCAGAGCUGGGCGAGUGCCCGCUGGGCGGGUGCAGCAUCUCCUACCUGAAGCAGCUGAUCACUGGGAAGCUGCAAGAGUCUGUCCCAGACCCCGAGCUCAUUGAUCUGAUCUAUUGUGGUCGCAAGCUGAGGGAUGACCAGACGCUUGACUUCUAUGGUAUCCAGUCAGGCUCCACAGUUCAUGUUCUACGCAAGUCAUGGCCCGAGCCAGAUCAGAAAGCAGAACCUGUGGAUAAAGUGGCUGCAGUGAGAGAGUUCCGGGUCCUUCACACUGCCCUGCACAGCAGUUCUGCUUACAGAGAUGCCGUCUUCAAGAUGCUGGGGAACAAGGAAUCCUUGGACCAGAUCGUUGUGGCUACUCCUGGCCUCAGCAGUGACCCUAUUGCUUUGGGAGUCUUGCAGGACAAGGAUCUCUUUUCUGUCUUUGCAGACCCAAAUAUGCUGGACACGCUAAUCCCAACUCACCCUGCCCUUGUGAAUGCCAUUAUCCUAGUUCUGCACUCGGUAGCAGGCAGCACACCUCUGCCAGCUCCUGAGACCUCCUCGCGUAGCAUGCCCUCCAGUUCCUACAGGGAUAUGCCAGGUGGCUUUCUGUUUGAGGGUCUCUCUGAUGACGAAGAUGACUUUCAUCAGAGCACAAGGUCUACCCCAUCCAGCAGCACUUCAGGGUCUCGCCCAGCAUCGCUUGGCUACACUGGGGCUGCUGGACCCCGACCCAUCACACAGAGCGAACUGGCUACAGCACUGGCCCUGGCCAGUACCCCAGAGAGCAGCUCCCACACUCCCACUCCUGGGACCCAGGGUCACUCAUCAGGAACCUCUCCAAUGUCCUCCAGUGUCCAAUCGGGAACCCCCAUCACCAAUGACCUCUUCAGCCAAGCCCUGCAACAUGCCCUGCAGGCCUCUGGGCAGCCUAACCUUCAGAGCCAGUGGCAGCCACAGUUGCAGCAGCUGCGAGACAUGGGCAUACAUGAUGAUGAGCUAAGUCUCCGAGCCCUGCAAGCCACUGGAGGGGACAUCCAGGCUGCCUUGGAACUCAUAUUUGCUGGAGGGGCUCCCUAACACCUCCUGUGAGAGGUCAGAAAGGUGCGUUUCAGCAGUACUGUGAAGUUAGGCCAGCUGUGAGUCUCUGGAUUCUGAUUCCUGGGACAGUAACUGGUCCCUAUGAAACACUUAACCAGAACUGAACUCUCUUCUUUUGCACUGUGCAGUUUGUGGGUCUUUCUCCUUUUUUGUUGGAAUGUGGCUUUAUGACUGAGAAGUUGCUGCACUGCUAUGGGACAGGAAUGCUGAUUUGACCACUAAGGGCAGCUCUUCCAACUGCAAUGAACCCUUCGGCUGUAGUAUUCAUAAAUGAGAUGUCUGGAUCUCAGAAUAGAACAGGCCAAUACCUCCUCUGAGCCAGGGGAGGUUGCUAAGCUUCAGAUGUCACCUAGAGGCAUCUGCCAAGUCUUCCCCUACCUGCAGUUAUGUUCCUCCCAACCUACAAGCUUCAAUUUAUUUUAUUUUACCAGUGUGGUUCAGAAGUGUUUGAGUGUAAUAAAGUUGUUCCUCUCCA
Messenger RNA from Gavialis gangeticus (Gharial), 1698 nucleotides. It is a transcript of the gene UBL7, whose product is annotated as ubiquitin like 7. Gene Ontology annotation, biological process: ubiquitin-dependent protein catabolic process. Gene Ontology annotation, cellular component: cytosol. The record is from RefSeq and is a predicted model, not a curated record. Gene Ontology annotation, molecular function: polyubiquitin modification-dependent protein binding. NCBI's taxonomy places the organism in Eukaryota, Metazoa, Chordata, Crocodylia, Gavialidae. The transcript has 10 exons. Bases 60 to 1202 code for a protein of 380 amino acids.